CCUCAAUGGCCUUCGAUGUGCUCCUGGAACAAGCUGGAGGUCUGGGGAGAUUUCAGAUCCUUCAGAUUGCUCUCUUUUUUGUCACCAGUAUGAUAGCAUACCCUCAUGUUCUGUUGGAGAACUUCACUGCUGCUGUCCCUGGGCAUCGCUGCUGGGUCCCCCUCCUGGACAACCACACGGCCUCUGGCAAUGACUCUGACAUCCUCAGCCAAGACGCCCUCCUGAGAGUCUCCAUACCGAUAGACUCAAACCUGAGGCCAGAGAAGUGCCGUCGCUUCACCCACCCCCAGUGGCAGCUCCUUCAUCUGAACGGGACCUUCCCCAAUAUAAGUGAGUCAGACACAGAGCCCUGUGUGGAUGGCUGGGUGUACGAUUGGAGCUCCUUCUCCUCCACCAUUGUGACUAAGUGGGACCUCGUCUGUGAGUCUCAGUCACAAAAAUCAGUGGUUCAAACCCUGUUCAUGAGUGGGUCGCUGCUGGGAAGUCUGAUAUUUGGCUAUCUUUCAGACAGGUAA
This is a messenger RNA of Lepus europaeus (European hare), 515 nucleotides long. RefSeq names its product steroid transmembrane transporter SLC22A24-like. The record is from RefSeq and is a predicted model, not a curated record. The coding region runs from base 6 to 515 and encodes 169 amino acids. The transcript has 2 exons. NCBI's taxonomy places the organism in Eukaryota, Metazoa, Chordata, Mammalia, Lagomorpha, Leporidae.